GGUGCGGAGCGGAGCAGUGCGGCGGGCUCGCGGGCCGCGACGCAACGCAACGCCGAGCAAAGCAGCGCUACGUAAGCAGAAGCAGGCAGUACUCGUCGGCGCGGCGGCCGGGCCGUAGUCAUAGGCGGCGUAGCGCCACCGAGGCAGGAGCGGGCGGAGCAGGCGGAGCAGGCCCCGUAGCGUGGCGGGCCACCGGCGGGCCACUGGCGGGGCGCGGACCGCCGUGCUCGCCGUGCCGCAGCCGCCGUAGUGGUGCAGCCUUUAGUGAUACUGCGGCGCCCGCCCAGGAGGGACCAGGAGGGACCCGGCCCGGAGCCACCCCCUCCCCUCACCCCCCGCGACAUGGACGUGCAGCAGCAGCGACAGCACCAGGACGCUGACGACCAGGACCAGGUCGCCGGGAGUGUGCCCUACUCGGACGAGCUGCUCGUCGACAUGGUGCGCGCCAGGGAGAACCUCUACGACAAGGGCCGCGUGGACUACAAGGACGAGCAGGCCAAGGCCCAGGCCUGGGACGGCAUCGCGUCGGCCUUCGAGAUGAGGGUAGAGGAGUGCCAGACGCGGUGGGUGCGGCUCCGGGAGCGCUUCGGCAGGGAGCUGCGGCUCCACAAGCGCGGCGUGCCGCCGGGCAAGGAGUGGGCGCUCUUCUGCAGAAUGCGCUGGCUCGAGCGCUUCAUCCAGCCCCGCAACCGGGUUGGCGGUGCCAAGGCGCACGUGGCAGCGCUGCACGCGGCCAUGGUGCGGGAGCGCGGGCUGAGCCUGGGCCAGGGGCUGGCCCAGGGGCUGGGGCUGGGCCUCUCCGCCAUGGGGGUGGCGGCCCCGGCUGGGGGCCAGGGGACGUCAGGGGCCGCGACCGCUAGCAACAGCGCGGCGUCGGACUCCGGGGACGGCAUGGUGGCCGGCGGCGAGGAGCCCGCGGUCACGGCAACCACGAGCCCCCUGUGGCCGCACACGUACAAGCUGUGGGCCGCCGGCGACCACCUCCACCACCAUGGCGCGCACCACGACAUGGAGGACGAGGACUCCCAGCAGGACAUGGCCGUCGACCUUGCCACCCACGCGUCGCACUCGUCCACGCCGCGGCACACCUCGCCCUCGGAUGACUUCCACCACGGCCACGCGGACGGCGCACUUCGGCUGCCGCUCGGCGGACUGCUCCCGGCCGGGCCGUUGUCCUCGCCGCGGGACGCCCAGGACUUCCAGGACGCGGUGCGCCAGUCGCUCGCCGUGGUGGCGGGGUCCCUGGAGGGUAUCGAGCGCCACCUGUCGCGCGCACAGGGCGCAGAGCCCUUCCUGGAGCAUGCGCAAGACCCCGAGGAACUGUUCGCCCGGAGCCUGGCAGCCACGUUGCGCCGUCUCCCCAGGGCAAGGCGCUCCCAGGCCAAGAUGAAGCUCAUCGCCGUGCUGGCUGAGUUCGAGGAGGGAUCCUGACAGGCCAUCCGCGCCCCCCGACCCCCGUCGAGGUGGAUCAGGUGGAUUUGACAACCACUGGCGGUUGUGGAUCUCUUCGUGAAGGCUGUGCUGCGACUGACAAGGCUGUGCCGAUCUAUUCUCAGCGAACACGUAUCACAUUUUCGUUGAUUACUUAUUGCUCAAAUGCGCAAACCAAAGAAAACAUUUUUUUGUACAGAGAGAACGCUUGUCGAUGUUUGUUCUUGUGGUUGUAAUUUACCCUCGCUUGUGGGACUGUGAUCUCAGGCUACAAUAAUUUUAUAAGCCUCCCAUCCUCGUUUCGUGUACUUCGUAACAUAAUUUUAGACAGUUUCCUUCCUUGAUUGAUAUUUUCUUUCUGGUACCAUAAUUUAAGUUAUCGAGCUUUUUGUUUUUGUUUUUUUUUAACAGGGAUGUAACUUUGUUUGAAUAAAUGUCCUUGUUGUAAGCGUGCGUAU
Messenger RNA from Frankliniella occidentalis (western flower thrips), 1889 nucleotides. RefSeq lists its product as uncharacterized. The coding region runs from base 343 to 1431 and encodes 362 amino acids. Gene Ontology annotation, biological process: regulation of transcription by RNA polymerase II. Gene Ontology annotation, molecular function: DNA binding. The record is from RefSeq and is a predicted model, not a curated record. NCBI's taxonomy places the organism in Eukaryota, Metazoa, Arthropoda, Insecta, Thysanoptera, Thripidae. Gene Ontology annotation, cellular component: transcription regulator complex; nucleus. The transcript is spliced from 4 exons.